Molecule: messenger RNA, 1323 nt
Organism: Penicillium daleae
Lineage: Eukaryota; Fungi; Ascomycota; Eurotiomycetes; Eurotiales; Aspergillaceae
Gene: pex26
Product: protein pex26
Exons: 2
Coding region: 1-1323 (440 amino acids)
Source: RefSeq, a predicted model, not a curated record
AUGACUGACGGAAUGUCGUCCUCUCACACCCAACUCUCCUCCGCGUCCUCCGCCUCCACCUCCCCCGCGAAGCUCUGCUCUAGGACAUACAAGAAAGCUUCCCAACUCUACCUCACGCGACGUCUCCCGGAGUCGCUUGCCUCAUUGCAACCGAUUAUCACCGUCCCGUCUUCCCAAGAUGAACAGCUUACCAAUGGCGAUCAUUCCGCCGCGGUCGCGCCGAUCGCCACCGCUCCCAGCACGUGGAGGAUCAAGGUUUGGAACCUCUACAUCACGCUUCUCAGCGCAAUUGUAGACCUUGGUGCAGAGGAGGGAAAGAGUCAAUUUGGCCAGAAGGAGUGGAAAGCGAUCGCGACGCAAGUGCGCGAAGGUGGAAUCUGGGAGACCGUCGUGCAGGUCGGAUACCGGGGCCGGGAAGGCUCCGUGGACGCCGAGGUUGUCUACAACUUGGCCACUCUGAUCCUCAAUCACUCCUCCUCUCAGUCACUGAACCAACAACGCCUCGAGACCUACCUCUCAUCAUACGGGCAACCCAUUUUAGACCUCACAGAUCGCCUUCAGGAUGCAUCAGACGGCAUCCAGCAGCACCGCAUAUCGGCUGCCAAUGGAACCGACACGCCGAAAGAUCUGGCUGCCCGAGUACGAAUCAUCGAGCUGUUCACUCUGCACGUGCUGCCUCGGAACGAAGAGUGGGAGUAUGCGCAAGAGUUCAUUAACCUCAGCGAGGUCUUGGAUGAAGAGCGCAAAGAGCUAUUCCUCCAAACACUGGAGGGUCUAAAGGAAGAAAAGGAACGAGGAGAAAUGCGUGCGGCCGAACUCCAGCGCCAAAAGGACGCAGAAUUCGAGCGCCAGCGGGACGACGAGCGGCAGCAGGCUGAGGAAGAAGCUGCGAGAGCUGCGGCCACCCAAACAAAUGGCCAUAAGCGCAAUACUAGUGAAGUGGACUACGGGAUCGAGAAAGAUAUCCCGCGCAGCAAGGCCAAGGGGUCUAAAGCGACAGACAAGUCAACGCCGAGCGGCAAAUCCAGCUCCCGGACGGCGCUCUCUUCGUCAGCCUCUAAGAGCUCAAAGAAGCAGGUCAAGCCCGAAGCUCGAGGCCAGACUCGGGCUAUGGCGACCAUGUUGCGCAAUUUGUUCAAGAAGAUUAUCCAAAGCGUGUCUGGCAACCCACUCUCAAUAGCGCGUACCUUGCUCUUUGUGCUUGGCAUCCUGAUGGCCAUGAGCCGGCAGGACGUACGUGAACGAGUCCGCAGAAUCACGGGCUCGGCCUGGCAGAAGGUGAAAGGUACGGUUGGGAUGGGUGUGAAGGUGAGCUAUAUCUGA